Molecule: messenger RNA, 3020 nt
Organism: Coregonus clupeaformis (lake whitefish)
Lineage: Eukaryota; Metazoa; Chordata; Actinopteri; Salmoniformes; Salmonidae
Product: dipeptidyl peptidase 9
Exons: 21
Coding region: 199-2859 (886 amino acids)
Biological process (GO): proteolysis
Molecular function (GO): dipeptidyl-peptidase activity; serine-type peptidase activity
Source: RefSeq, a predicted model, not a curated record
UAUGUAUGCUUUCCGGUUGAAGGAUCGGCUCUGUCAAGGCUUUCCGUGAUUGUUUUGUCUGAUCAAGCUACAGGACAUGGACGCAGUUAUAACCGGUUAACAGUUAAUCGCAUUAUUAAAGCAGAAAUUAGAAACGUGUGAGAGAAAAUCUAGGGCUGAACCUGUUGCCAAAUCUGGCUCAGACUUGUUGGCCGGUUAAUGCAUAGAGUUAAGAGGGUGAAACUUGAAGACGAAACAGAAGGUAGUUGGAAAAGAAGUUAUACAGCUGUCAGAAUGACCGCGGUAGAUGAGCUCUCGGACAGUACGGAGGUGGUGGAGAUGGAGGACGUGCCCUCCCAGUUCUUUGUGGAGAAGCACUCGUGGGAUGGCCUGCGGAACAUCAUCCAUAGCAGCCGCAAGUACUCGGGCAUGGUCAUCAACAAGGCCCCGCAUGACUUCCAGUUUGUCCCGAGGCAGGACGAGUCAGGACCAUACUCCCAUCGACUCUACUACCUCGGAAUGCCCUAUGGAAGUAGGGAAAACUCAUUACUUUACUCAGAGAUUCCCAAGAAAAUUAGGAAAGAGGCCCUUCUGGUGUUGUCGUGGAAACAGAUGCUAGAUCACUUUCAGGCCACCCCACAUCAUGGGGUGUACUCCCGGGAGGAGGAGCUGCUGAGGGAGAGGAAGCGUCUAGGGGUCUUUGGGAUCACAUCGUAUGAUUAUCACGCCGAGAGCGGCCUUUUCCUCUUCCAGGCCAGCAACAGCCUGUUCUACUGCCGGGACGGAGGCUAUAAUGGCUUCAUUCAGGCGUCCCCCAUGAAGCCUGUAGAGAUUAAGACCCAAUGCUCAGGCACUCGAAUGGACCCCAAGAUCUCCCCAGGCGACCCCACCUUCAUGUCCUUCAUCAACAGCAACGACCUGUGGGUGGCCAGCAUCGAGACUGGGGAGGAGCGGAGACUCACCUACUGCCAUAAAGGACUGAAUAACGUGAAGGAGGACCCCAAGUCUGCAGGCAUUGCCACCUUUGUAAUCCAGGAGGAGUUUGACCGCUUCACGGGCUACUGGUGGUCGCCAGCUGCUCCUGAAGACCCAGAUGGGGGGAAGACCCUCCAGUUACUGUAUGAGGAGGUGGAUGAGUCAGAGGUGGAGUUAAUUCACGUUCCCUCCCCAGCCCUGGAGGAGCGCAAGGCUGAUGUUUACAGAUACCCCCGCACAGGGAGUAAGAAUCCUCAAAUUACUUUCAAACUGGCAGAAAUCAGAACCGACCACCUUGGCAGAAUUGUGAGCACCCAGGACAAGGAGCUGGUCCUGCCUUUUACCACUCUGUUCCCUGGGGUAGAGUACAUCGCCCGCGCCGGCUGGACAAAAGACGGCAAAUAUGCAUGGGCAGUGCUGCUGGACAGGAGUCAACAGAGGCUCCAGUUGGUCCUGCUUCCCCCGGCCCUGUUCAUCCCUGUAACCCAGGACCAGGCCCAACGAGAGGAGAGCGUGGAGGCUGUGCCAGAGGGGGUCCACCCCUUCAUCAUCUAUGAGGAGAUCACCGACAUCUGGAUCAACGUCCAUGACAUCUUUUAUCCUUUCGUUCAAACAAACGAUGAUGAGAUCACCUUCCUCUGGGCGAACGAGUCCAAAACUGGCUUCUGCCAUUUGUACAAGGUCACCACACUGUUACAACAAGGCUGCUACCAGUGGACCAGAGGCUACACGCAGACAGAGGAGGACUUUAAGUGCCCGAUUAAGGAGGAGGUGACGUUAACCAGUGGGGAGUGGGAGGUGUUGGCCAGACAUGGCUCCAAGAUCUGGGUGAACGAGGCCACCCAGCUGGUGUACUUCCAGGGCACGCGGGACACGCCCCUGGAGCAUCACCUAUACACUGUGAGCUACGACUCCCCGGGGGACAUGGUCAGGCUGACCAAGCAAGGCUUCUCCCACAGCUGCUCCGUAAGCCAGAAUUUUGACAUGUUUGUCAGCCAUUACAGCAACGUCAGCACGCCUCCCUGCGUCCACAUCUACAAGCUGAUAGGCCCAGAGAGUGACCCACUGCACAAAGAGCCAGAGUUCUGGGCCAGCAUGAUGGAGGCCACAGGGCGCCCAGGAGAUUACAUUCCACCAGAGAUCUUUAAUUUCCCAGGGAAGUCAGGGUUCCACCUCUACGGCAUGUUGUACAAACCACACAACUUUGUACCUGGCAGGAAGCACCCCACAAUCCUCUUUGUGUAUGGAGGCCCCCAGGUGCAGUUAGUAAAUAACACAUACAAAGGAGUGAAGUACCUGAGGCUGAACACGCUAGCGUCACUAGGCUACGCCGUCGUGGUCAUCGAUGGGAGAGGCUCCUGUCAGAGAGGCCUCAAGUUUGAGGGGGCUCUGAAAAACAAAAUGGGCCAGGUGGAGAUCGAGGACCAGGUAGAGGGCCUGCAGUACGUGGCCGAAAAGUUCACUUUUGUGGACCUGAGUCGCGUGGCCAUCCACGGCUGGUCUUACGGUGGCUUCCUCUCCCUCAUGGGCCUCGUCCACAGGCCCAAUGUCUUCAAGGUGGCCAUAGCGGGCGCCCCUGUGACGGUGUGGAUGGCCUAUGACACAGGCUACACGGAGCGCUACAUGGACCUGCCUGAGAACAACCAGCAGGGAUACGAAGCCGGCUCCGUCGCCUUGCACGUAGACAAGCUGCCCAGCGAGCCUAACCGGUUACUUAUAUUACAUGGAUUCCUUGACGAGAAUGUGCACUUUUUCCACACCAACUUCCUGGUGUCUCAACUGAUCCGUGCGGGGAAGCCAUAUCAGCUACAGAUCUACCCCAACGAGAGACACAGCAUCCGCUGCCCAGAGUCUGGAGAGCACUAUGAGAUUAUGCUGCUGCACUUCCUCCAGCAGUACCUCUGAGGGCUGCAGUUGAACAGACAGAGCCCUACCCACUCUUCCUCCUCUCUCUCCCCCCAUUGCCCAAUGUCACCAUGCCCCUUCACAUACACCACAGGAGGCUGGUGAGGGGAGGACUGGUCAUAAUAAUAGCUGGAAUGGAAUGGUAUCAAACAUGUCUGAUG